AGGAGGAAAGGAGGGACGACGCGGAAGAGGAGCAGAAGCUUCGAUCCUUGUUCAUGGCUUCCUCGCCUGCUGCUGUCAAUCGCCGAUCCGACGGCCAACUCUACGCCGUCGCUUUGUCCCGCACCGGGGAAGCCAAAGCCCAAGCCGCCUUGGCCAAGAUCAUAGCCAUCAUCUCCACCACUCCUGCCCCGACUCCUCCUCCUCGCCCCGUGUCCGACGCGUUCGGCCGCGGCGUCGGCGGAGAUCUCGGGGCGGCCCGUGGGAUGACGAAAGAGCCGGGCUUUGGCGUCGAUCCGAGGCUUAGGUGGGGCCUGACGCCAGAGAUCGGACGAGGACCCGCCGAGGGAGAUGGCCCCACGGCGCACGGGGUCGUCGUGGAUGCCUCCGCGCCGGUGGAGUCCGGAGGCGCGGAGGGCGCGACCUUCGCGAUGGCCCCAUCGGCGGCAGUUGGCGGCGUCGACGUUUUGACUGCGGUCAAUAGUUCCGAGGGCGAAUGCGAUCCUGAAGAGAAGAACGAGGGCGAGGGCCACGGGGAGGCGGCAGAACACGACGCCAAAAAGGAGGUCUUCUCAGAACAAGAAGAAACGAAGGGAAGCGGGGAAGGAGAAGAAGCGGCGACCCCUGCAACCACCACCACCACCACCAUCACGAGCAGCAGCAGCAGUAGGAGCGCAGGAAAGGACCGCGAGAAUCAGGGAUGCUUGGAUUUGCUUCUGGAGGCUGUCCGUCAGGUGUCAGGCGGCGUCUUCGAGGAGGGGCCGGAGGAAAAGAAGGUCGAGCCAGAGGCUUCGCCCGCGGAGGGAUCCUCCGCCCCGCCCGACAGGGCGCCGACCUUUUCGGGCGGUGGGGGAAAGAAACGGUGGAUUCCGUCCGAUCUCGACGAUACGGAGACGGCCCCGAUCGUGCGCUCGAAGCGGGGAAGGAGCCAGGCGCUGCCGUGGAGGUACCGCGACUCUGUCCUCGACCCUUGGCGGAAGCCGCCCGCCCUCACCCGCCACGGCCGGGCGGCGUGGCCAUGACCGAGCCGCCGCCCCCGGCGCCCGACCGCAGCAAUUGGAUGUCGUGACCUAUUUCGUUCCCGUUUUCUUUCUUUCUUCUCUUUUUGUCUACAGUAUAGUAGUCCGGUAUUGACGUAAGCAGAAUGCAUAAGCGUUUAUGUUUUGCUAUCGUUGGAGAAGAAUGACCAUCAAAAGCUCUCGUGUCGGAUAUUGCCAAUAUUAUAACUAUAUUUACUAUCUAAC
Messenger RNA from Musa acuminata AAA Group (dessert banana), 1241 nucleotides. RefSeq lists its product as uncharacterized. Bases 54 to 1019 code for a protein of 321 amino acids. The transcript has a single exon. NCBI's taxonomy places the organism in Eukaryota, Viridiplantae, Streptophyta, Magnoliopsida, Zingiberales, Musaceae. The record is from RefSeq and is a predicted model, not a curated record.